AGCAUUUUGGCUUGUGUGUCCCUUUAAGAAACCAAGGUCACUACUGUCGGCAGGAUAGUCAGUGCUCCAAGGGUCUAAGCUGCAUGUUUGGCCAGUGCCACCUCACAGUCCCUGAGAGACACGAAGGGGCCCGUUGUAAACAGGACCAGGACUGCAGUGCCUCCAUGUGCUGCGCAAGACACCACGGGGAGAUGAUUUGCAAGAAGAGGCUGACUUUGGGAAUGGAUUGCUAUGUACCUGAUGGAGGGCUGGCCUACAGCAUUAACCAACUCUGUCCCUGCGACAAAGGGCUCAUUUGCAGAAACAACAGGACUACUAGAGAGAGGGAGUUUGACUACUGGGGCCAUACCAACAGCUGGCAAUGUCUGAGCCCUGACCUGCCCUAACCAGAACACUGACUGCACAUGGUUGUAUAUUUUUUUAUGUUGUAAAUACUUGAUGUUAUUUAAUCCUAUUAAAUAGACACUUCAAAUGAUUCACUGUAAAUAAUGGCU
Messenger RNA from Hypanus sabinus (Atlantic stingray), 494 nucleotides. Its product is annotated as dickkopf-related protein 1-like. The coding region runs from base 84 to 386 and encodes 100 amino acids. Lineage: Eukaryota; Metazoa; Chordata; Chondrichthyes; Myliobatiformes; Dasyatidae. The record is from RefSeq and is a predicted model, not a curated record. Gene Ontology annotation, biological process: negative regulation of canonical Wnt signaling pathway. Gene Ontology annotation, molecular function: receptor antagonist activity; co-receptor binding. The transcript has 3 exons.